AUGGAAGAUCCUUCUAGACCUCACUUGUGCAGACAGCAGCGGACUUUGGGGAAGAGUCUCAGGCAGAAGGUUGAAGGCUUUGCAUCUAUUUUGACUUGGCUACUCACGUGCUUCUGGUAG
Messenger RNA from Prunus armeniaca (apricot), 120 nucleotides. Lineage: Eukaryota; Viridiplantae; Streptophyta; Magnoliopsida; Rosales; Rosaceae. The record is from the annotation of a GenBank genome assembly.